UCAAACCUCCCAUACCCAGCAAGUCUGUGGAGAGAGACCGAGUUACCGUCUCAGUUUGACCCCACUCGCAUGCCGGCUACCCGAAAAUCCCCGCUCUCCCAGGACCGGGCUGAACUAUACCUCCGGCCCGGCGCCUGGGAGCGGGCCUCACUCGCGUUGUCCGGGUAACCAGUCGCGGCGUGACGCAAACUCGGCGUGCAGCCAAUGGCAGGCUGGCGUCGAGCGCGGGCGGGAGAAAGAGGGCGGGCGGCCGCAGCGGCGCGGACGCCCCUGUUGCUGUGUCUGGUUUGCCAUGGCCUUGGUGAGUCUGAUGGUCGCCUACGAGGAUGACUCUGUGGAAGUUCAGUAUACAGAUGGCUCCAGCCUGCAGCUCUCUCCUUGCGGGUCGGAGUUUAUGAUUGAGAAGGUUCCUACACAGAACUUGCACCCCUUGCAGAGUAGCUGCCGCGUCCGGCAGCGAACGCCGUUCGUCAUCAGCAUUUACAAGGAGCAAGUGCUACAUGCACUGGAAUUCAGGAACCGGUUUGCCUCACGGCCUUACCUCCCCGCAGAUCUGAUCACUGCAGACAAGCUGUUGAAUGUGUUCUAUGACGUUUCCAAAGUGAGGUGGCCUGGUGCCAGUAGUGAAGGUGCGGUGACAGUUGCUGGCGAUGGUCGGGUUACAGUCUGCUCCCUGGCAGGUUACGCCUUCCUCCACUUAUCUCCAUCUCGGCUUGAGUUCACCGUGGAUUUCCUGGCACGAGUCAGCCAGUCUGCCCCGAGCAAGUCCCAUCUUAAACUGGACUCAGCACAGAGUGAUGAGCAUUACAAAAAUCAGGAGAACAUGGAGCCUGCAGGACUGACCUCGGGGCACAAAGUUUCGAAGACGAGAGCCCAGAGUCUGCAGAGUGAAGCCUCAGCAGCCACUCGUCCCCGUGGUUCACGCCUCGAGGGCAGUGGGCCAUCAGGGAUCCAUUCCAAGUACGUGUACCAGUACACCUGGGUGGUUCAGCACCACACGGUGUCCUGGUGCCCACCAGAAUGGCGGCACCCUCUGCAUCUGGCACUUCACUAUAAUCGCCAGCAGGAUAAAUCACCAGACCCAAGUGGGAUGGGUGACCACGCGGGCAGUCCUGGCACCCUGGUGCCUGCUGCAGUGCCAGAAGUGGCAACUGUCCUUCGCAGUUCAUUGCCUCUUCACUGCCUAGCUCCACAUCUUCACAGGUGGCGAUACAGAAAUGUGCCAGGUCUGAGAGCUCUGGACCUCGAGAGCUGCCUGUGUUCAGAGCCAGUGAAAGUGGUUUGGUACCAAGGGGUAGUCUACAGGGUUAUUGCUGGGUCAGUGACCUCCGUGGAAAUUUACCCAGGAGAUGGUUCUGUUCUCAAGCCCCACGAUGCCACGAACAACUACUUCACUCAUUAUUUGCCAGGAUGCGCUGAUGAGCAGGGAGAAGAGAGAAUGUACAGGGUGAGCAGCCUUCCUCCGGACAGACCAGGCUCCAAGUACUCCAUCUGUUCCCUGGUCACACGUGCAGUCAGGAUGCUGCAGUUCCGGAACCAGUUGAAGCUGUCUCUCAAACCGCUCGGGAUGUGCUGCUGGCAAACGGAGGAGUUCCAGCCAGGACAUUCUAACCAGCUCCCACUUGUUCUCUCUGAGAAAGUGAUUGAGAAUGUUGGAAGAUUUCUGGCAUUCUCCGAUGGACGGGUCCACAUCAGUUUCUGCAAUGGUGUGAGACUGAACACGUCCUGGGACUCUGGGUCGCAGCACAGGCAAAAGGAGCCGGCUUUGUCUUCGCAGUGGAAUCCCUUGAUCUUGCCUGUGGUGCUAAGUGAAAUGGAAACAGACAUGAAGCCUGGUUGGUUCCAGUUACUGUUCCCAGAUGGGUCCUCCCAAGUGGUGCAAUUGCAUUCUGCUGGAAGCUACGAGAGGUACGUUGCUGCUGCAGCUGACUGGUGUCGAUAUCUGAGUGACAACCCACAGCAGAGGAAAUCCAUGGACAAGCCCCAACUACAGGCGUGUGGGCAGCAUCAGAAUUGGUCUGUCAUCUCAGAACUUCAAAAAAUCCAAAGGUUUAACUUUCUGCUGGAGAAUUCCAGCUGUCUGAAGCGAGAGACCCCACCGCUCGACCAUCCUGUCACUCAGCGGCCCGAGGAGACUAGCCAUGCGGAGGCAGAGGAGGGCUGGAGCGUCGAGGGAGCACUGACAAAGACAGGCAGGGCGAUCCAAGAUAUCGAGCUACUGCUGGAGGCAAACCGGGAAGUGCGGAGGGAAAAGUCAGAAAAGAGAGGCAGAGAGUUGAGCACUGUCAAGGAAACAAAGGGGUACAGUGGGUAACAGAUCAAUGGCCCCUGGUCUGAGGUUGAAGUGGGGAAGGCCAGAUCAAAGAACCUAACCCAGAGAAUUUGAUCGGUUACCUUGCUUCUCACGGUGCGUCCAAAGACGUAUCAUGAAGUUCAGGGUAAUGGACUCUCCAUCUAGUUCAAUUCCAUGUGAUUAUGGUGCCCUCUUGGUCUUUAGAAGAUGCACAAGUACUGCGGAGGCGAGGGUUCCGAAGUGGUGGAGGCACGUGAAACUGCGGAUCUGAAACAGUGCACAAUCUGGUGGAGGGUCAGCGGGUCGAACAGCUGCUGUGGGGAGAAGAAUUGUCAACGUUUCAGGUGGAAACCCUGUGCCACUGGAGAGGGAGUAGGGAGAAGAGUGGAGUCAGGUAGGGGAGGGGAGUGAUAGAAUUGGGGGAUGGGCAGGUAGAUGGAGCCAGGCAGAGGGUGAGGGUGCAACAGCAAAACUCUGCACCUCCCUUUAGUGCCCAUGGGGGUGGUCACUGCUUGAGGGUGUAACCUGCAACAGACGGGCAUCACCGUAGUGUAGCGGUUAGCUGCACUAUUGCAGUUUGGGGUGUCAGAAUUCAAUACUGACGUCAACUGCAAGCAGUCUGUACUGUGGGAUGCGUGGGUUUCGUCCUACUGUCCAAAGUUAGUAGGUUAAUCAGUGAUUGUAUAUUGCCUGUGAUUAGGCUAGGGUUAAAUUGAGGAGGGCCGGUUCUGCGCUGUUUCUCCAAAUAAAUCAGCGGUCCUGCACGGUGCUUAGGGAGGUUUUACCGAGACGUUGCCUGGACUUGGGGAUCUGAGUUACAAGGAGGGGUUGUGUGUACUCUAGGACUUCAUUCCCUGCAACAAGGGUGACCUGAUAGAGGUCUACAAGAUCAUAAGGAGCAUAGUCAGGGUGAAAGCACAUCGUCAUUUUCUCAGGGGUGGGGAGGCUAAAAACAAGAGGCCGUAGGUUUCACACAGAGGCGAGAGAUUUAAAAGGGAGAUCGGGAGCAACUCCUUCACAAAAAGGUGGUGUGUGUUUGGAUUGACCUGCCAGAAAUGGUGGUUGAGGUAGGUGCAUCAGCAAUAUUUAAAAGCCUUCCAGAUAAGAACAUGGACUGCAGAGGGACGUGGGCCAAACACAGGCAGCGGGACUGGCUGGCUGGGCAACAAAGUUGGCAGGGAAGGGCCUGUUCCCUGCUGUGGAAUCUGUGACCAAUACGCAGUGCAGUUGGAGACUAUCCUUCAUUUGAGGCGUGAAGAACAACUGUCCUCUGAUGGACAAGAACAGGGAUAUUAUUGCCAGUCAGUGUUUAUUCUUCAACCAGCAACACUUCAAGAUUCAAGAUUGUUUAAUAUCAUUUGCAGUAUACAAGUCUAAACGAGAAAAAAAUAAUUAUUAUUCCAGAUCAGAUACAAUGCAAAAAAACACUAAGGAGCACAAUAAUAAGUUUAAAAACACUCUGAAUGUAAAUGCAUAACUGAAAUAUGUAGAUCGUUAUGUGCAUAAACUGACACUAGGCACAUGUGUCUACAUAAAGUGACUGACAGGAAAUGAUAAAGUGGUUAAGGAUGUGGGGAGGUGGGUUAAUGGAUAGACAGUGUUGAUCAGACCUGCUGCUUGGAAAAAGUAACUCUUUCUCUGUCUGGUGGUCUUGGUGUGGAUGCUGCGUAGCCUCCUCUCUGAUGGGAGUGGGACAAACAGUCCAUGAGCAGGUUGGGGUGGGGGGGGGUCUUUCAUGAUGUUACUGGCGCUUUCCGCAUACAUGUCCUUGAUGGUGGGUGGGCUGGUGCUGGUGAUGGGUUGUGCAGUUUUGACUGGCUGUUACUAAUGAAACCUGGCGGCUUCCCACGAUAAUGAUGGUGUGCAGAGUAAAGCCCUGGUCGCAGAGUGCUCUGGACACCCUGAUGUGAGUGAAGUCUUGCUGUUGCAGGUACUGUGCACCGGCCGGUGUGUCUUGCACAGACCUCUCCCUCGACUUAUCUUCUCGACGUCGUAGGAACUAAUCAUAGUUUUGCUUCAGGGCAGUGGACUCCUCAUUUUACCCAGUAGGGUCCACAAAUACCAGUGUAGUUAAUGAUCAGUUGAGGGUGGGAAGUAGUCUGCAGGCCAUCCAUGCUCUUUGAGGGGGAAAUAAAUCUUAAAGCUCGACAGCAGACAGCUCUCAUCUAUCUGUAUACUCUUUUUUCCUAGGGGCAGGGAAGUCUACAACUAGACAGCAUAGGCUUAAGGUGAGAGGAGAAAGAUGUAAUGCAUUAACAGUUCACGAGUGUAAGGGAGAACGAAAUAAUUGUUACUCCGAAUCUGAUGCAGCACAAAAGAAACAUAAUAAGAUAGUGUUUCCACCAAGGGUGGUGGCUAUGUAGAGUGACCUGCCAGAGGAAACUAUAGAAGUGAAUGGAAUUACAAUGUUUAAGGGACAUUGCACAAAUAUGUGUAUCAGAGAGGUUUAGUGGGGUAUGGGCCAAAUGCAGGCAAGUGAGACUAUUGUAGACAGAACAGCACAGGACCUUUGGCCCACAGUGUUGUGCUGAUUCAACCAAAAGACUAACUAAUCUCUUCUGCCUACACAUUGUCCGUAUCCCUCCAUUUUCUUCACAUUCAGGUGCCCAUCUAAAUGUUUUUUUUUAAAUCCCUAAUAUUUCUGCCCCUACAGUCACCGCAGGCAGCAGAUUGCAGAUACCCACCACUCUCUGUGUAAAGGUAGAUAGCCAAGAUAUGUUGGUUGGCCUAGACAAGUUGGACCGCAUGGACUGUGUGAAUGCGGUGGUGCUCUGAAUCCAUAUAAUGAAUAAUUGCACUUUGCAAACCCCUUCCAGGGAAAGGUUUAAAGCUUCUAUAACCUGAUAACCAGUCACAAAGCUUCCAUAGUCAGUUGUGGUUAAAGGUUCCCAGCUCCAGGAAAUAAUUGUGGAUUCAGCGAGAACGUAGGAAGGAUUUCCUACUUAGAGGUGGGGUGGGGUGGGGGAAGAGAGGCCACACUUCAAAGUAACUUGUAUGUGAGUGUUUUGACUUAGAAUGAGAUUUAAUAUAAAUGCUAAUCUUUCUUGCGGUCUCUCUUGCACUAUGAGAAUAGGUAAACUGUAGGGCCUUAAUAGCAGAAGUGAAAGCACAUGUUUUGGAUAUAUAUACUGAUGAUUUUUGCAGUUUCUGUGGAUUGUAUUGUGCCAUUCUGUACCUUAUAGUGAAUAAAGUGUGGGGGUUGUUUAUUUCAGAUCAUUUACAGUAUUGAAAUAGUGAGUUACGGUUCAUUCCAAGUUUCUCCCAAGACUCCCAGCUUGAAUGCAUUGUAGAAAAGGCUUGGAUGCGUUUAAGAGAGGAAAAUCUCUAUGCUGUUGUCUCCAGGAGAAGCUCUGAGUUGUCAGAAAUACAGGUAGUGAUGGGAAUAUCUAUUGUUCUUCCAUCAUCAAUUCUCUAUGUCAUCUCUUCAAAAACAUCAGAUUCUACAACUGUACAUCACAGAUACCCUGUCCUAGUCCAACCAUGCUGACGCCACGGUGAAGAACACUCAACAAUGUCUUUGCUUCCUCAGGAGGCUGAAGACAUUUGACAUGACCCUCACUUAACUUCUGUCAAUGCACCAUAAAAAGCAUCCUAUCCAGGUGCAUCACGGCUUGGUGUAACAACUACUCUGCAUGUGACCACAAGGUCGUGUAGAGUUGGCAUCACAGAAACCAGCCUCUACUCUUUGGACUCGAUCUACAGUUAUCGGCCACCUCAGUAAAGCAACCUGCGUAAUCUGGACAUAGGGCAGAAGAUAAAUCCCACUGUUAUCACAUUAUUAAAUGAUCCCCUAGUACAAUAAGAUGGGCUCUUGACCUCACAAUCCACCUUGUUAUAACCUUACAAAUAUUAUCUGUGCUGCAUGGCACGCUCUGUAACUGUAACACUUCAUUCUGCAUUCUGUUACUGCUUUCCCUUGUACUAAUUCAAUGUGUUGUAAUAAAUGGUUCUGUAUGAAUAGUUUGUUGCAUGUACCAACUACCAACAGCGAUGUCCUGGGACUCAGCCCAGCUUCCAACAACCAGUGUCACCACAUAACAGGCAGCAAGGGAGUCUCCCUUUCCCUGAGCUUUCAUUGACUUGGAUAUGUUGAACUCUUGUUUUGUGUGCUGCUGAGAGAGAGGUCAGGGCCUAUGAUAAAAUGCAUCAAGGUUCAACUUUUUAACAUUUGUGUGUAUUAG
Molecule: messenger RNA, 6474 nt
Organism: Mobula hypostoma (lesser devil ray)
Lineage: Eukaryota; Metazoa; Chordata; Chondrichthyes; Myliobatiformes; Myliobatidae
Gene: c5h5orf34
Product: chromosome 5 C5orf34 homolog
Source: RefSeq, a predicted model, not a curated record